Messenger RNA from Penaeus monodon (black tiger shrimp), 5936 nucleotides. Its product is annotated as dual specificity tyrosine-phosphorylation-regulated kinase 4-like. Gene Ontology annotation, molecular function: ATP binding; protein serine/threonine/tyrosine kinase activity; protein serine/threonine kinase activity. The coding region runs from base 267 to 2945 and encodes 892 amino acids. Gene Ontology annotation, biological process: peptidyl-threonine phosphorylation; peptidyl-serine phosphorylation. NCBI's taxonomy places the organism in Eukaryota, Metazoa, Arthropoda, Malacostraca, Decapoda, Penaeidae. The transcript is spliced from 12 exons. Gene Ontology annotation, cellular component: nucleus. The record is from RefSeq and is a predicted model, not a curated record.
UGGGGGCGUCGCAGCCGGAUCUGCUGACGUCACACCGCGCGCCCGACGACGGCGGGCAGUGCGACGUGGUGUCGCCGGCGCCCUUGUCCAUCCUGCCGCCCACCACGCGCCGGGCCGCCCACAGCGAGACACUCCCGCGCAAGAUCCGCCCCGGCAGUAAGGACGCCCACGCCGCCAACACCCUGCUGGCGCGCGGGCGGCGGUGGCUGCACAGCGCCAGCCUGGGCCGCGCGGACCGCAAUACGGACCGGGGCGAGUCCGAGAUCAUGGUGCAGCCGGAGACGCUGCCGACGCGGGCCGCCCCCGACGACGCCGACCGCCAGAACAGCGACAAGAACAACAACAACACCAACAACAACACGGGCCUGCCGCUCAGCGCCCGCAAGAUGAACGCCAAGAACCGGCUGGUGGCGGCGGCCGAGGUCUACGGCAGCCUGGGCCGCGGCGGCGUCGAGGCCGAGUGGUGGCGCCAGGGCCGCGACCGCUCGCGCCGCCCGCGCACCUUCUACCUCCUGGAGGACUACCUGUCCCCCGUAAGAGCCGCGGGGGGCGUCGCGCCUGCGGGCGUCGUCCUCGACGAGUACGUCGGCCGCGCCCCGCGCCUCGUCUUCAGGGAGACGUCCCACGAGGCGCCCCAGCGCCCCGUGCCUCCCACGCCCGAGUGGGACACGCCCUCGCUCUCGCCGCCGCCCUCCAGCGUGGUUAGCGGGCAGCAGCCCACGCCCGCGCCGCCCACCGCGCACCAGCACCCCGCCCCCCCCGGCGGGCGCAGCCUCUUCGUGGACACCAUCAUCCCGUCGCCCGAGAAGAGCUGCGGCUCCAGCGUGUACUCGCCGGUGUUCUCGCCGCGGGACUCGGGCUACCCGCGCUUCGUCACGCCCGAGCUGGCCCUGCCCGAGCUGUCCGUGCCCGAGCGCGCCCCGCCGCCCGUGUCUGGCCUGCCCGCGCCCCCGCACUGCCACUACUCGCACGCCCACGCCCACAGCCUCAGCCACAACCCGCGCAGCCUGGAGCUCGACGACCGGAGGCGCACCAAGGAGUCUCGCAAGAGCCCGGCCCACCACAAGGACGCGGCGCUGCACAAGCUGGGGCGGACGGCGACGACCACGCGGCCGCCUCUCUCCAGCAAACUGCGGCAGAAUGGCAUCAUCACGGCGCAGAAGCUCCCGGUCCUCACCAACAAGAGCAACUCGUCCUCGAGGGUCAACCUUCCCCACGAGACCUCCUCCAGAACAGGACACAACACCUCCGACGGCGACUCCGGCGGUGGAGGAGGAGGUGGAGGAGGAGGAGGAGGAGGAGGCCCUGGCGGCGUCGGGGGAACUACUGGAGGUGGAGGAGGAGGUGGAGGCGGAGCGGGAUCCCUGCCGGUGCUGAACAACAACAAGGGGGAGAACAGCAACGAGUCGCCCCACCCGGCCAGGCUCCCCUCCAGCGGCACCCGGUCCUCCUUCCACGCCUCCGUCGACGCCAACGGACACGCGCUGCCCUUCACGCCGCAGGAAGCUCUCAAGCUCUACGGAGAGCGGCUGACGGAGUACGAGCGGCGGGAGAUCGAGGCCUACCCGGAGGUGUUCUACCUGGGCCUCGACGCGCGCAAGAUCCACGGGGAGGAGGGCGCCCAGCUCAACGGAGGCUUUGACGACGAGAACGGGAGCUAUAAUAAGGUCAUGCACGAUCACAUCAGUUACCGGUACGAGAUUCUGGAGGUCAUUGGCAAGGGGUCAUUUGGUCAGGUCAUCCGUGCCAUAGAUCACAGGUCAGGCGAACACGUGGCGAUCAAGAUCAUCAGGAACAAGAAGAGAUUCCACCACCAGGCCCUAGUGGAAGUCAAGAUCCUGGACCACCUGCGGAGACGCGACGGAGACCACCACCACAACGUCAUCCACAUGCUGGACUAUUUUUACUUUCGAAAUCACCUGUGUAUCACCUUCGAGCUUAUGGGCCUGAACCUGUACGAGUUGAUCAAGAAGAACAAUUACCAAGGUUUCAGCCUCAGCCUCAUCAAGAGAUUCGCCUUCUCCCUGGUGCAGUGUCUCAAGUUGCUCUACAGGGAAAACAUCAUCCACUGUGACCUGAAGCCUGAGAACGUGUUGCUGAAGCAGCGCGGGAGCAGCAGCAUCAGGGUCAUCGACUUCGGGUCCUCGUGCUACGUCCACCAGCGGGUCUACACGUACAUCCAGAGUCGCUUCUACAGGUCGCCGGAGGUCAUCCUGGGUCUGCCCUACGGCCUGCCCAUCGAUAUGUGGAGCUUGGGCUGCAUCCUGGCCGAGCUGUACACGGGCUACCCUCUGUUCCCCGGGGAGAACGAGGUCGAACAGCUGGCGUGCAUCAUGGAGGUCCUUUCGCUGCCGCCGCACCACCUGCUCAUCGCCGCCUCCAGACGACGCCUGUUCUUCGACUCCAAGGGUAAUCCCCGGUGCGUGACGAACAGCAAAGGCAAGAAGCGCCGCCCAGGGUCACGUGACUUGGCCUCCGUCCUAAAGUGCUCCGAUUCGAAUUUCGUCCAGUUUAUAUCCCGAUGUCUUGAGUGGGACCCGUCGAGCAGAAUGACCCCGGAGGAGGCGCUGCAGCACGAGUGGCUCCACCCGACCACCUCGAGCAUGUCCUCCUCGUCCGUCUCCGCCGCGGCAGGAGGAGGAGGGGGGGCGGAGAAGAGGGGCGGCGCCGUGAACGGAGGGCCGGUGGGGAACGUGCGCCGCCAGGGACCCAUCACGCAGGACUCGACCGAGGAGGAGAAUUUUAGUCUCUAUACGGUAUACAAAGGCAAGCGCCACCGGGACAACUGCGGCCUCGUGGCGGAGUCCGGCGCCAAGAACGACAGCAGUUCGUCGACCGCCAACUCGAACCCCGCCGCCGCCUCCUCCUCCAACGGUAACCAGGACGGCACCUCCACGGAGAAUUCCCUCGACGAUUCGGGAACCUUCCUCCCGCCAAUCCUAUAAAGUCGCAGGAUCGAUUAGGAGACGAGAGAGAGAGAGAGAGACACGAUUCUUUUUUUUUUCGAUUGGGAGACAGGGGGAUAGUUUUUUUAUCGAAUGGGAGACAGACAGACAGACAGAUACUUUUUUUUCGAUUAGGAGAAACAGAGGGACAUUUUUUUCUCGAUUAGGAGAAAGAGACAAUCUUUUUUUUUAAUUAGGAGACCGACAGACACAUUUUUUUUUCUCCCUCCCAAUAUUGUUUUUAUAGUCUCCGGUCUGACGCAAGAUAGAGCUUUUUCCUUGCUGUGUGGAAUUCCUCCCUUUGAAGACCGUGGAAGGUUUGCAGGUCGGCGGGAGCGGAACAAAUACCUAUGUAACUUGAUUUAGAGCAUCCAAGGUGUUUUGCAACGUGCUACAUGUUGCAGCCUUUUGGGUGGAGAAAUCAGAUAUAUAUAUAUAUAGAUAUAUAUAUGAUAUUAUUUUAUAAACAAUGGUGUUUACAGAUGAAUCAUCCUAUUUUAUGAAUGUAAAGUGACUGAGGACUGUAUUUAGUAAUAAGUGGUUAUAGUAUGAGAAAAAAAAACACAUUAUUUACUAGUACAGUGUUGACCUCCUUCAAGAGAUUUUGCCCUCGAGCAAAGUCAUCCAAUGUGCCCUAUGCUGUGUAUAGUACUAUAGUUGCAGUCAACCUAGGUGUGGCCCGUGCCCUCCUCUUCUUCAGGAUCUUUUCUGCUGAAUAAGUAGAUCUUCUCUUAUAAAAAAUACCCUUGAUCACUCGUCACUCCAACUUCUACAAGAUCCAUUCACACACACAGUAUCAAAACCAAUGGUCCCUCAUGUGAUAGAUAUGUAUAUCAUUUUCACGUCUCUCUUUUCUCUUUCUCUUUUCUCUUUUUCACUUUCUCUUUCUCUCUCACUCUCUUCUUCUUCCUCUCUCUCCUAUCUCCUCAUUCUUCCACACACACACACACAUACACACGCGCGCUUCAUCUAAACCCACCAUUCUAGCAGGCACGUCCCAGCAUCUUUAAGAGUCCUGGCGUGUCUGUGAAAUCCAUCCAUAUCACCCUUUAACACGACUUACAAUUCCGAACAAACCUCGUUCACCACAACCAGUCAAAUCUGAAGAAAGUACAUCAGUAUAUAGUAUCAAACGCUGUUAUUUCUUCCCCCCCCCCCAGUCUUUCCUGGUUAUUCCUAUUUAAGAGUUUGUUAUUGGCUUUAAACUCGGUAUUGUUUGUGACUUUAAGGGCUAUGCAACAGGCAGCGGUUAAGGUUGCCCCUUUUUUAUCCUUAGUGAUUUUUUUAAAAAACAGUUAUUUUAUUCUGGUGUUAUCUUGAGUUUGGAAAUAACAUUUUGUGCAUUGUGUGGUGAUGCAAUGUUGUAUAUGUCAGUAUCUUUUCCGUGAAGAUAUUGGUACAUUACUGCAAGACAUCAAAAGGGAUUAAAAUUAUAUUGUUUUAUGCUAAAAAUAUAUCUUGAUAUAUUAUUUAUACAUAUAAAAAUGAUGCUUUCAAACAACUUCUACUCUAGGGUUAAUGAAACACGUUUAAAUAGGAAUUUCUCUUGUGAAACUCAGCCUUAUAUUGGCUCUGUGAUAGCCUAACAUAUCUCCCAUUAAGCCUUACCAAAGAUAUACCAAAGAUGUAUCUUUUUAUAACUCAAGUCAAUAUCUUUGUAGAUCCUCGUUACCUCUUAACUGUGUUGUUUCAACCUUGGGUCUCCUGUAUAUUUUGCUAGAUUAUGUUCUUUGUAGUGAAAGAAUGUAACGCAAGGAAAAUUCAGUGUUUAAAACCAAGGGAAGUGCGGACCGAUUGGGCAGUGUGGUAUUUUCAUGAAGUAAGUCAGCCUCACCGAAAAAAAAUAAUACAAAGAAUGGGAAAAAAAAGAAUGAGAACGAUAUUAAUAGUCAUGAAAUUAUUGCGUUUUCAUUCGCGAGAGAGGAAAGGAAUGACAGAGAGGAAAAAAAGGAGUGUCUGAUGUGGGGAAAAAGUGGAAAUAUCCAUAAUUAUUAUUAUUUUCUUUUUUUUUCGUUGUGUUUGUACCUCGUUAUGUAAAGGAUUUUAGAUGCAUUUUUUGGAUAAUCAUAACGCAAUAAAUAUAACUCGUUUAAGACUACAAAGGAAUACUUUUCGAGGGAAUAUUUGAAGAGAAAAUAAAGAUCUGAAGUAUUUGACGCGGAAAUCAAUCUACGUUUAUGCUAUUUCCUUUAACUUUCACAGCUUGGUUUUAAAAAAAUGUUCUUGUUCAAAGAAUGUUUCGCGAAGAAAAUAUUUUAACGACCAUUCCAUAUUCUUCGUUCUGUUCAUAUAAUCAAAGAAUUCGAUGCUUCUUUGGCUGAAUCGAAGAAGACCCGAGCGUGUCAUAUGACUUGUGAAUGUUUAUCAAAGUACUUCAGGACUUUCUUUGAUCUUCGUUUCGAGAAUCUAAAGAAAUGCUCAAGAAGAUGCCAUUGAAUGUGGAAGAAAGAAAGAAAGAAAAAAGCAGUUGACAUUUUUUUAGAUAUAAUAAUAGACUUUAGUAAGGAUGUCAGUAACGUCGCAUCUAUGUUAAACUUUUAGAUAGACUGACAGACAUGAAUUUUAUCUUAUUACAUAGUCUAUUUUAGUUACAGAUAAAUUCUAAAAAAAAAAGAAAUGUGCAUCUGCAGUUAUGUGUUCGGACGGUGUCUUUGGCGAGGGCUUAGUUUCAACACUUGUUCACUUGUUGAGAUAACGGAACUAGCCGAGGCACUGUGAUGAACAACUAGUCCUUUUGUGAACAAUCUCUGGUGAUGAUGAGUGGACUAUCAAAGUCGUGUCAUUUGUAUACAAAAGGUUACUACUGAUUGUGAUUGUAUCAGCGUGCAUUCGGAACAAUCAGGGGAGUUGCUCUGGCGGGGGCAACGAUCGGCAAAUGGCGAUGGUUUUCUAGUUAAUAAAUAAUAAUAAUAAUAAAAAUAUGUGAUAAUUGAAAAAAAAGAGGUGAAUAAAUGAAUGAGAGAGACUCCAGUCUAUUUUUUUUUUUUUUUU